UUUUUAGCCGUUGGAACAGUUGGAAGUGGAGUGCGUGUUAAACGAAUCGUUGCAUUUCUCUUUCACCACUUGCACACGAUAAACUCUCACACACAGGUGCAGUGUUUGUUUCGUGGUGCAUGUAUUUGUGUGCUCGCGUGCGGUGUGCGUUUGCAUGAGCGUGUGUGUAUGUGUGUGAGGGCGCGCGAAGAUACAACAACAAAAGCUGAGGCCAAAUUUAAAGCAGAAGCAGCAGUUAGUUAAGUUCCACACACACUCAGUAAUAAUAAUCACAGUCAGCUGUGCGUUUUGCUUUGUAUUCUUCGACGGCAGAGAAAUGUGUGAAAUAUAAAUGCAAAUUAUAAAUAUAAUAAGCAUAAAUUACAAAUUAUUAGCGUGAAUAUUUUCAGUUGAGCCAAACAAAUAAAAGUGCGCAAACAAAUUCAACGCUUGCUCCCUCCAACAAUAAUAACAACAACAUCAACAACGAAACAUAACAAUCGCGAGUGCAGUAUUUAUAGUGAGUGUGUUCUGUUCUCUUCGUGCUUGGGAGUAUUGUUGUGCCACAAGAGUGCCUGACGUGUCCGUUCAGGUUCUGCCAUAAUCCUCAGUAUACGUUUUGACAGCAAAAUCAAAGCACUGCGCCAACCGAAGUGCUGUGUAGCGGUCACAUCAACAACAGCAGUCGGAGGAGGAGCAGCAUUCGAACUUGUGGAUAGAGGGUGCGAUAAGAACUCCUGGAAAUAACGUUCAAGCUACAUGUACAAAAAAUAAAUAAAUAAUUGAUAAGGUCGCCGCAUUGAGGCUGAGUGCACAAGGAGGACACUGUUAAAUUGACUUAACAAAACGUGUGGCACCCACAACACAAAAGGACAUCAACAACAACGACGUCAACGACGACGACGACGACUCGCUUCCUUCAUAUCGUAACUUCAGACUGAUUUACUCACUCACUGACUGCAGGCCAAAUUGCACACAAAACUACAGAGAAACAGAGAGAUAGAGAAAAACUUGAGCAUAUAAAAUAGAGCAAAAGCCAGCAAGCAAUUCAAGUGAAAUACCAACAAAUUGAAAUUCGUGUCUCUUGUGAAGACGUGUGGAAUGUGCAACAGCAACAGCAACAGCAGCAGCAGGAACAGCAGGAACAAUUGCGAAAAUACGAAGAAUCAAAAGCAUAUCAGCUUCUCAGCAUCUGAAUUGAAAAGCAAAUCAGCCGAACCUCUCUGAGUCUGAGCACAUAUCGUGGCACAUAAAUCAAAUGGAGAUCCUAGCGCACAUUGAUUAAUGUUACGUAUACGCAACGUGGCCCAACCACGAGGCGGCGCACUAUAAUUGAAGCACUCAGCAACUUCCACAGGCCAUUAAACCACACGCGCUGCACAAUAAUAACAAAAGGCCCCCCCUUCCGACCCACAACAAAGGGUCUCGCAACAAACAUUAACCAGAGCACAAAAGAACCGACUACAAACUCAUCAUGGUAUUUAUUUGGCGUCGACGUUCCACAACAAUUGUCAAGCUGGUGGCAUUGAUGCUGGCCAUUUGGUUUUGCAUUGCCUUUCUCAUCUAUACGGAUGAUACACGCCGGCGAGCAGCGCAGGAAACCAGCGGAUUCGGUGCCGGAGCCGGCGUCGGAGCGGGAGUUGGUGGCUCCAGCGGCGGGGAUCCAAUUGCAUUGGCCCUGAAAAAUGGUCCAGACUCGGGCGAAGAGCUAGCUGGCGAUGGCUUUGCUAUUAAUGGCAAUGCCAUUGUUGGCGCAGAUCGCGAUGCCCCACAAGAGGCGGAUGUGCCGCCAACGGCCAAGCCCAAGUCAAAGUCCGUCCACCAUAACGUCGUGGUGCAUCCGGAGGAGAAGGUCGUCAACAAGCAGGAGGCCAAGGAGGAUGACAAAAAUGUGUUGGAUGCCCCAGCACCCAAUCCGGAUGAUAGUCCUGGUGAAUUGGGCAAACCCGUUGUGCUGCCAAAACAAAUGUCUCCCGAGAUGAAGAAGGCUGUGGAUGACGGCUGGACAAAGAACGCAUUCAACCAAUAUGUUUCGGAUCUGAUAUCGGUGCAUCGCACUCUGCCCGAUCCCCGCGAUGCCUGGUGCAAGGAUUCGGCUCGCUAUCUGAGCAAUUUACCCAAAACGGAUGUGAUUAUUUGCUUCCACAAUGAGGCGUGGUCCGUGCUAUUGCGAACAGUUCACUCCGUGCUGGACAGAUCGCCACCUGAGCUUAUUGGCAAGAUCAUUCUGGUCGAUGACUACAGCGAUAUGCCUCACCUCAAGAAACAACUGGAAGAUUACUUUGUUGCCUAUCCUAAGGUGGAAAUUGUGCGAGGUCCGCAGCGCGAGGGAUUGAUUCGUGCCCGUUUGUUAGGUGCCAAAUAUGCCAAGUCCGCAGUAAUCACAUAUCUCGACUCGCAUUGCGAGUGCGCCGAAGGUUGGCUGGAACCAUUAUUGGAUCGCAUUGCACGCAACUCAACGACCGUUGUCUGUCCAGUUAUUGAUGUUAUCGACGAUACGACCCUCGAGUUCCACUAUCGCGACUCCAGUGGCGUCAAUGUGGGUGGCUUCGAUUGGAAUUUGCAGUUUAGCUGGCAUGCGGUGCCGGAACGUGAGAAAAAGCGCCAUAACAGCACAUCGGAACCUGUUUAUUCACCCACAAUGGCCGGGGGUCUCUUUUCCAUCGACCGCGAGUUCUUCGAGCGUCUGGGCACCUACGAUUCCGGCUUCGAUAUCUGGGGUGGCGAGAAUCUCGAGCUGUCAUUCAAGACGUGGAUGUGCGGCGGUACUCUCGAAAUUGUGCCCUGCUCCCAUGUGGGUCACAUCUUCCGCAAACGUUCUCCAUACAAGUGGCGCACGGGCGUGAAUGUGCUGAAGAAGAAUUCCGUACGCUUGGCUGAGGUCUGGAUGGACGAUUACUCCAAAUAUUACUAUCAGCGCAUUGGCAACGAUAAAGGCGAUUAUGGCGAUAUCAGCGAUCGCGUCAAGCUUCGUGAGGAUCUGGAGUGCAAAAGUUUCAAAUGGUAUUUGGAUAACAUCUACCCCGAGCUCUUCAUACCCGGCGAUGCUGUGGCCAAUGGCGAGAUAAGAAACUUAGGUUAUGGCGGUCGCACCUGCUUGGACUCGCCAUCUGGCAGACGCAACUUGAAGAAGGCUGUUGGCUUGUAUCCUUGCCACAAGCAGGGUGGCAAUCAGUACUGGAUGCUUAGCAAAUCGGGUGAAAUUCGACGUGACACUGCCUGCCUUGACUAUGCUGGUAAAGAUGUGAUACUCUUCGGUUGCCAUGGCUCCAAGGGCAAUCAGUUCUGGACAUACCGUGAGGGCACAAAGCAGCUGCAUCACGGCUCCUCGGGCAAGUGCCUGGCCAUCAACGAGAGCAAGGAUAAGCUGAUCAUGGAGGAGUGCGAUCCACGAUUUGUGCGCCAGCAGUGGCUGAUGGAGAACUACGACAGUUCGAAAUUGUGAGGCUACUUCUUUGCGAAGGGCACUCUACUGGUGGCCACAUCGCAGAGUCAGCGCGCAUAGCACAGACACUAAGAAGGACGCAGGAGUUGAAGGAGUUGAUAUAGAGAGAGACGGAACAGAGAAAGGAUGUGUUAGUUUGUAAGCCCCGCGAGCGUUGUGCAAUAGGCAGUAGUUAAAGUAUUUGCCAUGGUUUUUUAACUGAAGCAUUGAAAUGCGUUUAAAACACACACAUGCACACAUACAUAAAUACUAAAAAAAAAAAGCAAAAACAAAUAUAUUAGGAUAGAGUACUAUUUUUAAAAUUUUA
Messenger RNA from Drosophila sulfurigaster albostrigata, 3731 nucleotides. It is a transcript of the gene Pgant9, whose product is annotated as putative polypeptide N-acetylgalactosaminyltransferase 9. Bases 1454 to 3424 code for a protein of 656 amino acids. The transcript has 12 exons. Gene Ontology annotation, cellular component: Golgi apparatus. The record is from RefSeq and is a predicted model, not a curated record. Lineage: Eukaryota; Metazoa; Arthropoda; Insecta; Diptera; Drosophilidae.